Molecule: messenger RNA, 801 nt
Organism: Entamoeba histolytica HM-1:IMSS
Lineage: Eukaryota; Evosea; Mastigamoebida; Endamoebidae
Exons: 1
Coding region: 1-801 (266 amino acids)
Source: RefSeq, a predicted model, not a curated record
AUGAACAUUUUAAUUUUACUGUUCAUUGGAUUUUCAUUAUCAAAACAAUGUAAUGACUAUAAACAAGGGUAUGAAAUAGAUACAGUUGAUAGUGCAUUUGAAUGUAUUGAAUCAAUUAAAACAACAGAAAAAGAAAACAGUGAUAUUAUUAAUGGAUUAAAAUAUUAUUUAGAAUCAUAUGUUUUUAAAGAUAUAUUAAAGAAUCCACCACAACCAGCAUUCUCAGAUGAUUAUUAUAAUAAAAUUGAUAUUGAUGCAGAAUUAAAUAAAAUAAACACACAAACAACAAGUAUGUAUGAUUUCUAUUCUCAAAUUAAAAACUUUAUUGUUUCAACAAGAGAUUCUCAUUUAAGUUUUGGUAUGGAUUAUACUGUUUAUAAACCAAAUUUAAUCCUAAAGGUAUUAGGCAGUUUCCUUCCAUUUUCAAUAUAUAUUAAUGAUGAUAAGAAAAUGCAUUUACAUCAAAGAAGCACGACUGGUGGUAUUUCUGUUGAUGUUCCACAAGAAGUGAUUAAUAAUGAAAAUGUAGCAGUUAAAACAAUUAAUGGAGAAGAUCCAUUUGAUAUUAUUCGGAAAUUUGGAAAGAAAUACAUAGGAUUUAACUCUCCACAUGCACAAUUUGAAAAAGCAUGUUCAACAUUUGUUUUUGCCAUAUUAGAAGAAAUACCAUUAACAAAAGAAUAUUUAAAUACACCAAUAACUAUUAUAUGGGAAAAUGAAGAAAGUGUAAGUGUUACAUAUUCUAUAUUAAAGCUACCACUAUCGAGUAUAACAAUGAAAAGAUCACUUCAAGUGAAGUAA